Gasterosteus aculeatus aculeatus (three-spined stickleback) is the source of this 5515-nucleotide messenger RNA. The record is from RefSeq and is a predicted model, not a curated record. Lineage: Eukaryota; Metazoa; Chordata; Actinopteri; Perciformes; Gasterosteidae.
CGCCACAGUGGUCUCAGGAUCGCUGCGCGCCUCCACUCAGUCGGGACUGUUGCUUUGGCCGCAGCACCUGCAGGCGCGGAGAGGCGAUAACAUAAAGGGGAGGGGAGGAGGAACCAUGGCCGCAAAGGAGACUUCAACGACGGGCUCCGUCAGCAGAGAAAUUACAGAGAGCGUCAGGAAGGCGCUGGACAAGCAGGCUGUUAAGUUUGUGCGAGCCAUCAAGCAGGACACCAGAAGCGGCAAAACAGAGGACAGGAUUCUGGUCCUGGCAACAUGGAGACUGUAUCUCUUUGCUGUCAAAGUGCCCACCAAGAUGGAGGUCACCUUCAACUUCUUGGAAAUCCGAGCAAUGAACACCUAUCCAGAACACCAGGUCGUCAUCGACACAGACAAGACCACCUACUCGCUGCGACUGCAGACCCAGGACCAGCUGGAUCACAUGGUUGGCCACAUCAAUUACGCCCUCUCACGAGUCUUCAACAACUCCAUUUAUGCUCCUCCUAUUUGUCGAGCAGAGGGAGACCUGAGCGAAGGAAGUCACAAGUUUUCACCAAACUCUGAAUCGUCGCUGGAGGCCCAGAAAACCUGCGGAGGUUUUUCUGAGACCUACGCAGCUCUUUGCGACUACAACGGGAUCGGCUGCAAAGAAGAAGUGCAGUGGGAUGUUGACACCAUCUACCACUCUCAGGACAACAGGGAGUUCAAUUUACUGGAUUUCAGCCACCUGGACAGCAGGGACUUGGCGGUAAUCGUGGCAUCCAUUGCGUACAACACCUGGUUCACCAAGCUGCACUGCAAGGACAUGCGCAUAGGGUCAGAGGUGGUGGACCAGGUCCUGCACACAGUCAGCAAGUCCAACAGCUUGGAGGAGCUCACUCUGGAGAAUGCAGGACUCAAAUCGGAUUUUCCGCAGAAGAUGGCGUCAGCGCUGUCGGAGAACCCAGCCUCGGUGAUUCACUCCCUCAACCUGGCUCAUAACACACUCGACAACCAAGGCGUCUCCAACCUCAUUCAACAAGUGUGCCGCCUCAACAAGGGACUGCGCCUCCUCAAUCUCUCCAAGACCUCCCUGUCCUCCAAGGGUGUGGUCACGCUGUCACAGGCGUUGUGUUCAAGUGACGACUACUCCAAUUCUCUGCUGCACCUGGACCUCAGCAAAAACCCCGGGGUGCUGUCCGGAGAAGAUGCCACGAACCUCUACCUGUUCCUGGCCCAGCCCAACUGCCUGGUCCAUCUGGACUUGUCUGGGACGGACUGCACCGUGGACUCGCUUUUUGGGGCCUUGCUGCGAGGCUGCUGCGCUGACCUCUCCUACCUGAAUCUCUCCAAGAAUUCCUUCUCUCACAGGAAAGCGAGAGAUUCUCUGCCAACGUUCCGCCAGUUCUUCAGCUCUGCGUUCAGCCUGACCCACGUCAGCCUGGCCUCUGUGAAAGUCCCUCCUGAUUCACUGAGGGCUCUGUUCCUCGGCCUGUCCAAUAACCCUCAUAUCUCUGAUUUACACCUGGACAUCAGCAGCUGUGAGCUAAGGUCAGCGGGUGCUGGGGUGAUUCAGGAGCUGUUUCCUCGAGUUUCAUGCGUGGGCACUUUAGACAUCUCCGAUAACGGUUUGGACGCUGACUUGCUGGCUGUCGUCCCGGCGUUUUCGCGGCACCCUUCCCUCAAACACCUGAUCCUGGGGAAGAACUUCAACAUCAAGGGCAGGGUGCUGGAGGAGACUCUGCAGAAACUGGUUCAUCUUGUGCAAGAGGAAGAGUGUGCCCUGCAGUCCCUCUCCCUGGCUGACUCGAGGCUCCGCCAGCGGGGCACGGUGCUGGUCAACGCCUUGGGCUCCAACACCUGCCUGCGGAAGGUGGACUUGAGCGGCAACCUGCUAGAGGACUCCGGGGCCAAGAUGCUCAGCAAAGCCCUGCAGAUCAACACAACACUCAGGAGUGUGACGUGGGAUCGCAACAACACCACGGCGACGGGCUUCCAAGACGUGGCGCGAGCACUGGAGCACAACUUUACCCUUCAGUACAUGCCCCUCCCCCUCAGUGAUGUCACUCAGGCGUACCGCAGCGCCCCGGAGAAGACGGACCAAGCCCUGACCAAGAUCCAGCGUGCCCUGCUCAGGAACAACCAGACUCAGCGUUUCUCCCAGAAACAGGCUCUCAGGCUGCACCAAGGCCUCGUCACCAGCACUGCCGAACAAGUGAUGGAGCGGCUGUGUGCGCGGGUGCAGCAGCAGGUGUGUGUCCUGAAAGGCAGCGAGGAAGGAGAGGACGUCCAGACGGCCAGGCAGAUCCUCAAGGAAGCCCGGGACUCGAAAGCUCUGUAUCCCUCCCUGUGUGAGUUGGCCCAUGUGUUGUCAGUGGACGGCCCCGUCAAGCAGCGACUGGACACUCUGGCUGGAGAACUGGCCAAGGCUGCGGACAAAGAGCUGCAGGUGGUGGUAGACUCGAUGGUGACGCUGUGCCGCGAGCUGUGUCCGAUGUCCUGCUCAGCCGCCGAGAGACUCAGCACGCCUCUCUCGUCCAUCUCGGAGCAAGUGUCCAUCCCGCGCUCCGCCAUCCGCAGCGCCUUCAUGGAGAGAGCGGCCGAGGAUAUCAACCGAGCCCUGGAGGAGGUGAAGUUAUCUGUGGUUUCCUACCUGACCAACUCGAUAGUGGAUCAGAUUCUACAAGAGCUGUACAACACCCAUAAAACCCUGGUGGUUGAUGUGGGUGUGUUGCAUCAGCUGAGGCAGGUGUCCCAGGCGAAGCGCUGGGACGAUGUGGGGACGGGGAGACGCACCAUCAGACAGUCCAGAUUAGUGGAGCCUCUGGAUUUUGCCGACGAGGACUUUGGCGUCAACCUGGGAAUAGACACAAUGGCUAUUAAGAAGAGGAGCUCCCGAACGAGAAGAAUUCGUCCCGUCUCUACCAGACCGAGUCUUGGUGAGGAGCCCAGUCCCUCUCCGACCCCCUCGGCCCCACCGCACUCUGCCACUCUUACCCACUCGGAAUCGUGGGAGUGUCUGUCCACCCUCCCAACCAACGGCUCACCAUUGCGUCACGUGACCCACGCCAGGCCUCGCCCGCCGCGGAGAUACAGAGCCGGUCACCCUCCACCGGAAUCUAAUGGUUCGGAGAACGGAGGAGUCAGUAUGCUGGAGGACGGACUACCUGAUUUCUACAGCAAGAGAGUCCUACCUGACAGUCAGUUGACCUACCUACAUCAGGGCCAGUCGCUGAGGAGAAAGAAGAGACGCAGCGUUUUGUCCAUUUUCUCCGGCUUCCGCAAGAACCGCAACUCCACCAUCUCCAAUCAGGACUCAGACAGCACCUCAGAGAACGUCUACUCAAUGAUCCAGCACACCAAGGAGGCGGGAAGGCCAGAGAGCACGCUUCCUGGAGCCAACGGGACCAUGCCCUUGCCUGGGCCCGUGCAGAGUGUACCUGUGCACGGGAUGAGGGCCGCUAGUCCCUCCGUCCAAAGACAGUCCACAGACCUGGUCAGCAUGGUGUACAGUUGCAUCGGGGCAGACAUCGAGGACUCCGAUGGGAGCAGCACCUGCGACAUUAAAGAGAUGGACCAAGACACGGACCGAACCACCACCAUCUCCGACGUGCCUGCAGACUCUCGAACGAACGGCCACGUGGCGUCCUCCAAACACCAGACGGACAGGCAGAUGGAGAAGGGCAGGCAGGAGAGGAUCGUACCCCUGACGGACCCGAGGGCUGACGCGGAGGAGGACAGAGAGGGCGCUGUGGUCCCCUGUGGGCCGAGGCCUGAGCCGCCUCCACAGUGCAUCAAGCCGAGUGUGGCUGCGAUGAGGCAGAGACACCUGCAGGAGAGUUUAGAGGAGGCAGGGAGGCUGCAAGGAGAAGAAGACGAGGGUGAAAGGAAGCAGCAGGAGGAGAAGCCGACAGCGCGAGGGCCAGAGGGACAGCGUCCUCUGGUUCCCAGUAAGCCCGGUCACCUCUCGAGAGACCACACCUCUCCGGAACCCCCUCCCGACACCUUCCCCGUGAGUCCGGGGGAGGAAUCCAGCGAUGAGCGGAGGAGCUUGCCUAGCGCUCCGCCAAUCAGUCAAGAGGAGGGAGCUGCCGAGAGGAGGAGCCCACCCCCGUCAGCCACGCCGUGGACAGAAGCGGCAGAUCCUUUCAGUCCAGAUGAAGAAGGUCAUAAUGGAUUUCCAGCAACUUUGCGUCACACCAGGAAGUCCAACUCAUUUGACAUAGGCACGGAGCGGGACAGCCCCUACGAUCUGAAGACGUCCUCAGAUCGCAGGAUCCAGGCCCGUUUCCCCCAAUACAGAAACAGAUCUCUGGACUGCCCUGCUGGGACCAGGAGUCGCCCCCUGCUGACCAAUAGAAACAAUGCAGGGUUUAAGUUCCUCAUUGCUGAUCUGGAUGUUGCCUCCUGCUACAAACAUAUGUGACUGGCAGUAUUAUCACCUUAUGAGACUGAUGUGGAAAACACGUUGGCAACCAUAGAACAACAUUAAAUGUUUUUACAUGUUUUUCAUGUAAACUGCUCUCUGCUCCGGUUUCAUACAACGAGUCACGUGCCACAAAUCCAGCACAAAUAUUCGAAAUAGACUGAAGGCCUGUGUGGAGUUCGGGGCCGCUGCGAAGUUGGGUAAUUAUUGUGAUGUGAACUUUGCCAGUACAAAUCAUUCACAUAUCAACAUCAUCUUUAAGUUGAGUCUACUGAUGAAAAGGGAACUGAAGGGUGUGGGUGAAACUUUAGGGUACAUUGGUAAUGGAAAGACUUUGAUUAUUUCAGCUUUAUAGUUAUGUAAUCACAUUCUAUCCGCUUCUUCAGGUUAUGAAAGUCCCCGGCUUGGUGACCCAGACGGUUUGUGACGUUGCCAGUGGACCAGAGGAAAUGUUCUGGGCAGCGAGGCCUGGAACAAGGAGGACUGGAGAGAGACGAGCUUUUAAAACUGUGGACUGAAAUGACAAAGCUGCAACGACUACUUUUUGUUGUUUUUUUUCUCUCCUUUUAAUCCAUGUAAACAUUUUGUUGCCGAUAGUGCAUGUACUGGUAUGCUUCCUGCUCUGUAGCUCUUGCUGUGUUUUUUCUCUCAGGCACAAGGACAGCUCUGACCUGCGGUACAAAUCGCACACAGCAGUUCGAUGUCUCUACUCAUCAUGAACGCUUUUAUGCAUUUGAGUGAAAUAAUUUAAUGCGGUCUUCUCAUCGCCCUCCAUCUUUUACUGACAAUCUGUGACUACUAAAAGUGAGUUUGUACUGUGCUAAUCAUGACGGAGAUGUAAAUAACAAAUAUAAAACUGCACUAACCAUUGCGGUAACUUAAUCCGUCAACAAUCAUGUUUUUUAUUGUGACCUAUAAUUUGAUUAUUGUGUAUGUGUGCUUUUUAUUGUAUGUUGAUGAUUGAGAUGUGUUAUCAUGCACUUAGCACUCCCAUCUCUCCAAGAGUAUUUAAGGAUCCCAAACAGUUUGAAUCUGAUUUUGCAGGCCUGAAAAUGAGUAUAUUUUCUAAAUAUGGUUCUACAAAUCAAUAAAUAAAAUUGACUUUACACAAGA